Molecule: messenger RNA, 1010 nt
Organism: Spinacia oleracea (spinach)
Lineage: Eukaryota; Viridiplantae; Streptophyta; Magnoliopsida; Caryophyllales; Amaranthaceae
Exons: 3
Coding region: 173-763 (196 amino acids)
Source: RefSeq, a predicted model, not a curated record
UUAAUUAGGUGACUUCGUAUCUAGCUACGGAUUUACAAGUAGGGCAAAAGUUAUAUCGAUGAAUAUUUAGUCGAGCUAUAAAUACACCAUUUGGGACACCCUAGGGUAUUUGUGCAUUGCAUAAACAUUUUUAUUUACUAGAAUUAAGCUAAUUAAAGCAAUAUAAUUAACAAUGGCUUCGAUGCAACAAGCUGAUCAUGGCGUGAACCAAUUAUCCGACGAGGAGAAAGCAGCGAUCGGAGAGGCAAUGAAGGAGGCAGAGUCGUUGGCAAAAAACAUCAAAGAAAAGGCGGUGUACUCGAGCCAAGAUAAGGAGGUUUUGGUCACAGGAGUUAUGAAGAAUUUCCACCGUUUCGAUAUGGAGCUCUAUAAAAUAACUUCAUGGACGGGAAAAGUCAUGGAUCCUCCUCCAGUGUUAAUUAGGAAAAAUAGUAUUGGUACGUUUGUGCACAAGGGUACUAGUAAUCUUCCUGUGUCAAACUCCAAGGGUGCAAUUAUAUAUAGUUGCAAUAAGAAAUAUCCUCAUCUUGGAUGGCUCUUGGCUUGGGACAAAUCCGAUUUACAUAACAAGGUGUACGUGGAAGCUGGGAAACUAGACAGGAUCAAAGAAAUACCGGAUUGCGUAAUUUUACAAAAACUAGAUGCAUCGGGCAAUAUAAGUCGAUACUGGGAUAACGAUACAGGUGCUUCAGCAAAUGCUGAAAUUAGGAACUGGGAUGAAUCCAUUGCUACGCUUGGCGUCAGCCUUGAUCAGGAACUUUGAAUUCCCCCACAGUCGAAAAGACCGGUGCAUCAUCAUCACCGGUCGUAUCUAUAUCAACAUUAUAAACGAAGACGUGAUUAAAUAAUCCGUUUUCUCUAUAAUAUACUAUGUAUUACAUAUAAUAUGUACACUAUAUAUAUAUGUUGCUAGCUUUAUAUAUAGUGGAAUAAAUAAACAACGCCAUUCCCUUGGUUUUGUACUGCCGGAAGAUAUGAUGAAAUAUAUAUACUACAUCUAAUUUUAUCUA